CGCACACGGCAUUGUGGCAAUGAAUCCGGAGCAGUUUAAUUUAAAUCGAAAUGAUUUGGGAACUAUCGUCAAACGGCACUUUGGCAAUCCGAAGCUGCAGUUUAAAAUCGAAUCGCCGGAAGUGGCCCCCUUCAGUGCUAGUCGCGUUGGAUAUCUCGGGGACCAUUUCUUCCUCAAACUGAAAGUGAUACUGGACGAAGGAAAGCGAGAAGAGGACCUGAAGCUGUUCUUGAAAAUCCUCCCGACAGCCAUUCCGACGCUAACCACCUAUCUAGAAGGCAUCGGUACAUUCCGAAAAGAAGUUCGUCUCUACAGCGACCUAUUUCCAUUGAUGGGUCAAUUCACACGAUUCGCACCGAAGGCUUAUCUGGCGAAAGACGACCGGUUAUUGGUCUUUGAGAAUUUGGCACUGGAAGAUUUUCGAACCAUCGGCGGCGCUGACAUGGGAAUAUUCGAUAAGGCACACUUGGAGCAAGCGCUGAAAGCGUUGGCCAGAUUUCAUUGCGCUUCGUUGAUGCUGGAAACGAAAACCGGACGCUCAUUGGUCGAGCUUAGCCCAGGAGCGUUAGAUGAAAACUGCUGGAUUUUGAAGGAUGCAAAUCCGCGGGUGGAGGAGUUGGAAAAUGCAAUCCAAGUUUUGUGUGAGCUUGUGAAAGUGGUGGAAAAGGAUAACGAAAAGUUGACUGCAAUUCUGGAAAAAAUGCCGAAAUUUAUGCUACAAAUCUACGACCUGGUGAAGCCAUCGGAUAGAUAUCGAAACGUUGCCUGCCACGGUGACCUGUGGGGUAGUAAUCUGAUGUUCAAAUACUCGGAGGCAGGUCUUCCCGUGGAUUGUUUGAUUGUUGAUUUCCAGUUUGCUCGCUACGCACCUCCGGCGUACGAUGUGAACAUGCUGAUUACUCUGACGACCACUGGAGAUUUUCGGAAAGCGCACUACCAAGAGCUAAUUGACCUGUACUAUAGUGCAGUUCGACAAGAGUUCAUUGCCCAGUGCCUUUCUCCCGAGGAGAUUUUCCCUGAGCGACUGUUCCGGGAGUCAUGCGCGAGGUACAAGGUAUCCGGAAUGAUCGACAACUUUCUAAUGAAUCAUGUUACGCUACUGCCGAGAAACUGUGUGGAUAUGAUUUUUUCAUCGCCGGAAGAGUACAACAACUUUAGCGGAGAUGACAAGAUACGGAUGUGUUUGGGAGUUUUGAACAAUGAUGCCAAGUACAGGGCAAGGAUAUCCGGGAUCAUCCGAGACCUUAUUGAAAUGCUUUGAAAAUUGAGAUUUAGUGCCGUACAUUCCACGCGUGAAGACAUUCCAUUUAAAAGUUUAAGAUU
This is a messenger RNA of Ochlerotatus camptorhynchus, 1323 nucleotides long. RefSeq lists its product as uncharacterized. The coding region runs from base 20 to 1261 and encodes 413 amino acids. The transcript has a single exon. The record is from RefSeq and is a predicted model, not a curated record. Lineage: Eukaryota; Metazoa; Arthropoda; Insecta; Diptera; Culicidae.